Solanum stenotomum is the source of this 1878-nucleotide messenger RNA. RefSeq names its product plant UBX domain-containing protein 11. Gene Ontology annotation, molecular function: protein binding. The record is from RefSeq and is a predicted model, not a curated record. NCBI's taxonomy places the organism in Eukaryota, Viridiplantae, Streptophyta, Magnoliopsida, Solanales, Solanaceae.
CCGAUUGAUUUUAAUUGGUCGAAGUGAAAAUCUCUCCGGCGCAAUCAAGCUGCUUGUGUCUGUUUGAACUAUGGAUUACUCUAUGGAGCAACUUUUAUCUCCUCUCGUGUUCAAUGGUUCUAUUGUAGAAGCCAUCACUGAAGCCAAGCAGCAGAAGAAGCUUUUUGUAGUUUUUGUUUCAGGUGGCAAUAUGGAAUCAAACCAAUCGGAAACAUCAACUUGGCUCGACCCAAGAGUUGCUGAUUCUAUAUCAAAGUACUGCAUUUUGUUGCACAUCCUAGAAGGAAGUACUGAUGCCAGAAACUUCUCAGCAUUGUAUCCACAGAAGGCUGUCCCUUGUAUUACAGUUAUUGGAUACAAUGGUGUUCAACUAUGGCAACAUGAUGAUCAGCUUAAUCUAAUGUUUGGGGGUUUUGUUUCUGCUGAUAAUCUUGCAUCUAGUCUUGAGAAGGCGUGGUUAAGUCUUCAUGUUCAGGAUACAACAGCUACUUUCUUGACUGCUGCACUUGCUUCAAAGAAAGAGCUUGUAUCUGGAGCUUCUUCUGUAACAUCUGAAGUAGGGAGUUCUUCAAGUGCUCAAGUUUCACCAGCUCAGGCAAUGACACAUAUACAAUCUCCAUUGGCUACACUGUCUAAAAACUCUCAGAUAGUAGAGGGAGAGGAUCGUGGACAUGCUGCUACGGAAAUAGAUUCCUCGUUGAUUGACAUGGCUUCUCAUGGAUCAGCAAAUGCCUUUGAAUCUAGAAUUGGUGACUUCAAUGAGUCUACCACUGUGAUCACAACAGCAGAAAAGCCACUUCAUCUUGUAGAAGUAGAUUCAACCAAGGGUAAAGAUGAAUGUUCAAUUUCAAAAGAGAAUCCUGGUUUGCGUGAUCAACAGUUGGACCCUAAUGAUGAAGCUCCUAGAGAGAUUGCAAAUAAAGCAGGGAAAGGUCACGAGAUAAAUAUAGUUGAAGAUGCAGCUGCUGAGAAGGCUGAUUUUUCAGAUGAUUCGUCAAAUACAUUUCACGAUGUUUAUUUAAACAUUAGAUUACCUGACGGUUCAAGUUUACAAGUGAAGUUUCUCGUUAUGGAUACUUUAAGGAUGGUCAAGCACUAUGUUGAUAAAAACCAAACGAGCAGCAUUGGUUAUUUCGAUCUAGCAGUUCCUUAUCCUCGCAAGGUUUUUGGUGAUAAAGAUCUAGAUAGAACAUUGUCAGAUUUGGGUUUACACAAUAGGCAAGCACUGAUAAUCGUUCUUCGUAAUGAAGUGGAUGUUACAUCAUUGCAUGGUCAAAACAAUCCGGCUGAGAGUAACCAUACAGCAAUUGGAGGCGAUGCAGGAUAUUUUGCUACGAUCAGAAAACUCUUUUCGUAUGUAAAUCCUUUAUCUUACCUUGGUGGAAGUUCUAACACAUCAAACACUGCUGAGGAUUCUCGAGAUAGCAUAUGGCAAUAUGGUCCAAACUCCACGCCUCAAAAUAAUCAGACCUUGGUAAGUAAGCAAUUCCAAACCCCCGUAACUUCCACAACUAAUAACAGAGGUAGAAAGCCAGCGUCAUCUAGCUUUGGGAGCAACAUCCACACUCUGAAACAUGAUGAAGAUGAAAAUCAGUUUGGUGAUAGAAACACAUUCUGGAAUGGUAAUUCUACUCAGUUUGGUGGAGAUGACAAUAGUAAAUAAGAUUCCAGUGCACUUUCUUGUAUAUUGAUGUGUCUAUACAGUUGGAUAUAUUCUUCCUGUUAAUCAUUGUAAUAAGUUUUGGAUUGAAGCCUGUUCCUUUUAUCUUUACAAUGAUUGGCUUAGCAUAAACUGGAGUCAAGUUUAGUAUCUCUAAACUUGGAGACGCAUUUUAUGGUUAGUGAAACUGUUGUAGAUGGUGUUUUGAGAACAAAUAA